AUGAAUGGGGUAGAAGCAGAUUAUCUUAUUCCUGUUUUUCCAACUCAAUCAUAUCCAAAUUGGUUUAGUUUGGCAACUGGCCUCUAUGUAGAAAAUCACAAUUUCACUGCCGACUUCAUGUUUGAUCCAAAUAAUACUUUGUUUUUUGAACGAGAUUUGGGGGCUGAUGAUUUAAAUGAAAAAUGGUGGCGGGCAAAUCCAGCCCCUUUUUGGUAUUCGGUUGGCAAAGCUGGAAUUGAUGUUCAUUGUUAUUGGUUUGCUACUUGUCAUAUGCCAUAUGUCGAUUUAGUUGUACAAGUUCCUUUGUCAAGACGCCAUAGUUUUAAAAAUGAUGAAGAACAUGAUUUAUAUUCAUAUAUUCCAAACAUAAUGAAAUAUAUUCAAAAAUAUCAAGUUCAUAGAAAACAGUUAGUACUUCUUCGAUAUGAUGGGUUAGGGAAGGCUUUGAGAACGCACGGUGAGGAUUCUGAACAAACAGUUCAAGAGCUUUCUAAUUUUGACCAACAAGUACGGAAAAUCCAGGAGGAAAUGGAGACUUGGGAUUUACUUAGAUCCACAAAUUUAAUUGUUUUAUCCGAUCAUGGAUUAAUAAAAAGUGAAGAACAAAAUCAAUAUUAUAUUGAAGAAUGUAUUGCUGACAGUACAAAAAUUAAACAAAUAGCUAAUUCACUUGCUUUUGCAUUAAUUUGGCCGGAAGAGGAGGAAGAGAAUUCUCGACUUAUUGCACCAAUUGUACUUAUUGCACAACCAGGAUAUCAACUUUUAACAAGGCAAAUUCCUUCAACAUCAGUUAGCGAAAAAUUUGCGAGAGAAUGGAAAAUGUUGGAUGGAUGGGAUAAUGAAAACCCAGACUUACAAGCUUUCAAAUCAGGAUAUAAAGGUGGACCAUUAGAAAUAGUUGAUAUUUAUCAGUUAGUUCUAAAUAUGCUUGGAGUUGACCCCUGCCAUCCAAAUAAUGGAAGUUGGGAAAGAGUUUCAGAAUUUUUAUCUGAUGAACUCGAAGAGAGGUCAUAUCAACCACAAAAUUUUGGUAUAAGGAAUUCAAAGCCUAUUGCAUUAUUAUUAGUUGUGAUAGAAAUAUUAUUAGUUUGUAAUUUUAGUUUUUACUUUUUACCUGCAGAUUUAUUCUAA
Molecule: messenger RNA, 1131 nt
Organism: Meloidogyne enterolobii
Lineage: Eukaryota; Metazoa; Nematoda; Chromadorea; Rhabditida; Meloidogynidae
Source: the annotation of a GenBank genome assembly